Molecule: messenger RNA, 276 nt
Organism: Exserohilum turcica Et28A
Lineage: Eukaryota; Fungi; Ascomycota; Dothideomycetes; Pleosporales; Pleosporaceae
Exons: 1
Cellular component (GO): nucleus; cytoplasm
Molecular function (GO): protein binding
Source: RefSeq, a predicted model, not a curated record
AUGCUCAAGAUGUUGCUUCGCUACGGUUCUCUACCCAAUCUGCGCGACUGUAACGGCCGUGUGGCUUUACAUUAUGCAGUUUGUCGCCGGAAUAUCCAGGCAGUAAGGAUCCUACUGGAGCAUAAAGCGGAUGUAAAUGUUACCGACUAUAAACAAGAGGCACCAUUGCAUUUCGCAGCAGGCAUGCAAGAGCCAGAACUUGUCAAGGUCCUUCUGGAUUCCGGUGCAGAUGUCGAACUCCUCGACUUCGGUGGCGACACCGCGUUGAUGAGGGCU